This is a messenger RNA of Salvelinus fontinalis (brook trout), 5685 nucleotides long. Its product is annotated as DIS3-like exonuclease 1. NCBI's taxonomy places the organism in Eukaryota, Metazoa, Chordata, Actinopteri, Salmoniformes, Salmonidae. Bases 120 to 3323 code for a protein of 1067 amino acids. The record is from RefSeq and is a predicted model, not a curated record. Gene Ontology annotation, biological process: rRNA catabolic process. Gene Ontology annotation, molecular function: RNA binding; 3'-5'-RNA exonuclease activity. The transcript has 20 exons. Gene Ontology annotation, cellular component: cytoplasmic exosome (RNase complex).
UUCCUGGACUUGAAUGGUUUGUUUACAACUUCGGAAUCGGUUCCCGCUUGUCUUGUCAACCGCAGCUAAUCUUUCAAAAACAAUCGUGCCAAAAGCGUUUUCUAUGAAGUGGGGUGACAAUGAUUAAGACCGAGAAGGUGUUGCAUUUGAAGAGUUCCCGAGGACGGAGGGUUCGUGUGGUUCGGGAACAUUAUUUGAGAGAACAUGUUCCCUGCUACAGCUCUCUCUGUCAGGCACAAUGCGCCAACGAAGGCAAGGUGCUGUCUGGAGAGGUGACUCACUAUGUGAUGCCUGAUGCUGGCGUGGUGAGAGACUUUAUGGAGAUUCUGGAGUUUAGAGAGAUCCAGGGGAUAGUGUUCACUCAGACUGCCUGCCAGGCUGUCCAACACAGCAGAGGACGCAGGCAGUACAACCGGCUACGCAGCUUGCUGAAGGACCCCCGUCAUCACUGUAUCCUGUUUGCCAACGAGUUCCAGGAGUAUUCCUACUGCCCCAGAGAAAAGGGAGAGCCGCAGGACAAAUGGCAGACCAGGUGUGUGUAUCAUGCUGCAGUGUGGUACCACGACCAUCUGGCAGGUCUGAAGCCAGUAGUGAUGAUCACUGAAGACCAGACCGCUGUGGCAGAGUACAGCAGCCUCAACUGUGGUGUCUAUGUCCUCUGUACACAGGAGUACCUGCAGACGUUCUGGCCGGAGCUGCAGGCUGCCCUGGAGCUGUACUGCUCCAUCGCUCAGGCCCUGCAGGAGAAAGGGAGCGAGGGGACGGAGAGAGAGUACACUGAACACCUGCCUGCCGAGGUCCUGGAGGCUGGCAUUAAGUCUGGUCGAUACAUACAGGGUACUCUGAAUGUGAACAAACACAGGGCCCAACAUGAAGCCUUCGUCCGCUUUGAGGGCUCCUCUAACAAGAGCUCAGAACUGAACACUGAUGUGCUGCUGUGUGGGGGGAAGAAUCGGAACCGGGCGGUGCACGGCGAUAUGGUUGCCGUGGAGCUGUUGCCGAAGGGGGAGUGGAGGGGGAGAACCACGGCCCUGACGGAGGGACAGGGGGAGGAGAAGGGAGACGAGACACAGAGCCAACCCAUGGCCACAGGUCGUGUGGUAGGGAUCCUUCAGAGGAACUGGAGGGACUAUGUCGUGACCUUUCCCCCCAAGGAGGAGACCCAAUCCCAGAGCAGGAACUCCCAGCGUAUCCUGGCCACGCCUUGGGACCAACGCAUCCCCAAGAUCCGAAUCAGCACCCAACAGGCUGACAAACUACAGGAUCACCGGGUGAUAGUGCGUCUGGACUCGUGGGACAGCACCUCCCUCUACCCUAACGGACACAGUGUCAGGGUUCUGGGCCGGGCUGGGGAGCUGGAGACGGAGGUCCAAACCAUCCUCAUAGAGAACUGUAUCCACGUACCUCCUUUCUCUGAGGCGCAGCUGGCUGAGAUGCCAGUGGCCUCCCCUGAGAGCCCCUGGUCAGUAGACCCUGCUGAGGUGAUUACCAGACGGGAUCUGAGACAAACCCACCUGGUGUUCAGCAUCGACCCUCGGGGCUGUGAGGACGUAGACGACACCCUGUCCAUACGCAGCCUCCCCCCCGGCCCGGGGGGUCAGAGGUUAGAGCUGGGCGUUCACAUCGCUGACGUCACACACUUUGUGAAAGAGGGGUCGCUGACGGACCUGGAGGCUCGCGCUAGGGCCACCACCUACUACCUGGCCGACCGCAGGUAUGACAUGCUGCCUGCUGUCCUCAGUGCUGACCUCUGCUCUCUGCUGGGAGGGGUGGACAGGUAUGCCAUGAGCGUCAUGUGGGACCUGGAUGCCCAGACCCUGGCGGUGAACAAGGUGUGGUACGGUCGUACACUUAUCCAAUCCUCCUACCAGCUUUACUAUGAACUGGCCCAGGCUCUGCUCAACGGAGAGGAGGCAGAGGUCCCAGAACUAGCCCAGCUACCACCUUGGGAGAGGGAUGCCAAGCUGGCCCAGCUCACCCAGGCCCUGGAAACCCUCACCCACGUGGCCAGACAGCUGCGUGCCCAGAGGGACAAGGGAGGAGCGUUGGAGCUGGAGGGGGUAGAGGUGAGGGCGCAGCUGGAUGAAGACAAGAACAUCACAGCCCUGGUGCCCAGACAACCACUGGAGGUCCAUGAGACGGUGGCAGAGUGCAUGAUCUAUGCCAACCACUGGGUGGCCCGUAAGAUCCAGGAGAGUUUCCCCCAGCAGGCCUUGCUGCGCCACCACCCGCCCCCACGCCAGGAGUUCUUCAACCAGCUACAGGACAGUGCCCGGGCACGCGGCUUCACCAUAGACACCAGGUCAAACAAGGCCCUGGCUGACUCCCUGGACCGGGCUGUGGACCCCCGGGACCCGCUGGUGAACCGGCUGCUGAGGGUGAUGGCUACCAUGGCCAUGUCUAAUGCCCUCUACUUCUCUACCGGAGCCUGCCAGGUCGACCAGUACUAUCACUAUGGUCUGGCUCUGGAACGAUACACCCACUUCACCUCUCCCAUCCGUCGCUAUGCCGACAUGAUCGUCCACCGCCUGCUCGCCGCAGCCAUCGCCAUGGAGAAGGGGGCGGGGCCAGCCAAGGCCUUAGCCAGUAACAAAGAGUUGGAGGAGGUGGCUCAGCAAAUCAACAACAAGAACAGGGCAGCACAGCAUGCCCAGAAGGUGUCCACAGAGCUUUUCCAGUGUCUCUACUUCAGAGACAAAGACCCAGAGACAGACGAGCGCUGUGUGGCCGACGCGGUCAUCUACACCAUCAGAGCCAACGGCAUGCUGGUCUUCAUACCACAGUAUGGCCUGAAGGGGGCAGUGUACCUGAAGAACAGAGAGGGCCAGGUGGUGAGUGAGAGACAGGAUGGAGGAUGUGACUGGCAGACUGGUUCUCUACAGAGAUACCUGGACCACAUCACUACCACUACUGCUGCUGGCACCUCCACCUUCAACCUGUUCCAACACAUCACCGUGCGUAUCUCAGUACAACCAUCACGUUGUCACUCAGACACAAUCCGUCUGGAAGUGAUCAGCAACAGGCCCCACCAGGCCCCCGAGACUCAGGCCCAGCCCCCCCAGCCCCAGGGGGCUAGGGGCCGGUCCCAGCUGGUCCAGGAGGUGGUUCGGCAGGCAGAGGAGGCUUCUCAGCAGGCGGAGGAGAAGAGGGGCCGGGCCUCCAAACUGUCCAAGGAGGAGAGAGAGUUCAGACAGAGUAAAUGUCCCAACCUCUACUCUCUCCUGGAGGAGGUCAGGGAGCUGGCCUUGCUGGACCUGGCUGCCUGUGGAGCAGGUGGAGGUGGUCUGGGAGCAGCCGCUCAGGCUUGUGCCACGUCAGCAUAGAUGAGGUGGUGGAGAAGUAGGAGGAGGAACAGGUCUGGGAACAGCUGCUCAGCCCUGCGAUACAUCAACAUGGAUGAGGUGGUGGUGGUGGAGCAGGAGGAACAACAGGUCUGUGAACAGCUGCUCAGCCCUGCGAUACAUCAACAUGGAUGAGGUGGUGGUGGAGGAACAACAGGUCUGGGAACAGCUGCUUUGGUCUGCGGUACAUCAACAUGGAUGAGGUGGUGGUGGAGGAGCAGGAGGAACAACAGGUCUGGGAACAGCUGCUCAGCCCUGCGGUACAUCAACAUGGAUGAGGUGGUGGUGGAGGAGCUGGAGGAACAACAGGUCUGGGAACAGCUGCUCAGCCCUGCGGUACAUCAACAUGGAUGAGGUGGUGGUGGAGGAGCUGGAGGAACAACAGGUCUGGGAACAGCUGCUCAGCCCUGCGGUACAUCAACAUGGAUGAGGUGGUGGUGGAGGAGCUGGAGGAACAACAGGUCUGGGAACAGCUGCUCAGCCCUGCGGUACAUCAACAUGGAUGAGGUGGUGGUGGAGGAGCAGGAGGAACAACAGGUCUGGGAACAGCUGCUCAGCCCUGCGGUACAUCAACAUGGAUGAGGUGGUGGUGGUGGAGCAGGAGGAACAACAGGUCUGGGAACAGCUGCUUUGGUCUGCGGUACAUCAACAUGGAUGAGGUGGUGGUGGUGGAGCAGGAGGAACAACAGGUCUGGGAACAGCUGCUCAACCCUGCGGUACAUCAACAUGGAUGAGGUGGUGGUGGUGGAGCAGGAGGAACAACAGGUCUGGGAACAGCUGCUCAGCCCUGCGGUACAUCAACAUGGAUGAGGUGGUGGUGGUGGAGCAGGAGGAACAACAGGUCUGGGAACAGCUGCUUUGGUCUGCGGUACAUCAACAUGGAUGAGGUGGUGGUGGUGGAGCAGGAGGAACAACAGGUCUGGGAACAGCUGCUCAGCCCUGCGGUACAUCAGCAUAGAACUACAUAAAACUUCUGAUUCUGGGUCAGAUUAUUGUGGGGGAGGAAGGGGGCGGUUGAAGAGUAAGGAGGUGCAGGAGGCAGAGUAACAGGUCAACAUCAGCAUAAAACUUUAACACUGACUCAGGAUCAGAUUGUGGUGCUUUUCAUAGACUUAACCUGCAUGCAGACAGACCCUCUGGACUGACCAUCUUACUAUACAUCCUGGGUGUUAUCACCAUGGUUACCAGACUCUACUUAGGCACAUCUUUAGUCUUAUUUGGAAAAUGAACAGAUGAUUGAAGUUGUGAGAUGAGACGGAUGCAUGUAAUAUUAUAUACAUGGAUACACACUGAUUCAGGAACAGCUCUCAACAGGACAGUUACCAUAGAAACAUCUGGAACAAGCAGCAGCUCUGGUCUCAACAGGACAGUUACCAUAGAAACAUCUGAAACAAGCAGCAGCUCUGGUCUCAACAGGACAGUUACCAUAGAAACUUCUGGAACAAACAGCAGCUCUGGUCUCAACAGGACAGUUACCAUAGAAACAUCUGGAACAAAAAGCAGCUCUGGUCUCAACAGGACAGUUACCAUAGAAACAUCUGGAACAAACAGCAGCUCUGGUCUCAACAGGACAGUUACCAUAGAAACAUCUGGAACAAGCAGCAGCUCUGGUCUCAACAGGACAGUUACCAUAGAAACAUCUGGAACAAACAGCAGCUCUGGUCUCAACAGGACAGUUACCAUAGAAACAUCUGGAACAAACAGCAGCUCUGGUCUCAACAGGACAGUUACCAUAGAAACAUCUGGAACAAACAGCAGCUCUGGUCUCAACAGGACAGUUACCAUAGAAACAUCUGGAACAAGCAGCAGCUCUGAUCUCAACAGGACAGUUACCAUAGAAACAUCUGGAACAAGCAGCAGCUCUGGUCUCAACAGGACAGUUACCAUAGAAACAUCUGGAACAAGCAGCAGCUCUGGUCUCAACAGGACAGUUACCAUAGAAACAUCUGGAACAAACAGCAGCUCUGGUCUCAACAGGACAGUUACCAUAGAAACAUCUGGAACAAACAGCAGCUCUGGUCUCAACAGGACAGGUACCAUAGAAACAUCUAGAACAAGCAGCUACAGUUUUUACAAAACAUUUCUCAUGUUCUGUAUUUGAUUGAACACAGAGAUAUAGAAUAGAUUCCACAUAAAUCGAUUCUCAGGCCAUAGUUUUUUCACUGAACUGUAUGACAUCUGACCCUGAGGACAAUGCCAUUGUACAGCCUGGUAUUGUAUUUUAACCUAAAUAUAUUUUUGUAAUAUUUUUGGCAGUUGGCAUCUUGUGAAAAACAAGUAUUUUCAAGUGCUCUAUUCCAUUAUAUAAUGUUUUAAAUGAAUUAAAGUGCAUUACCAAACCUGA